Messenger RNA from Cuculus canorus (common cuckoo), 6351 nucleotides. RefSeq names its product FERM domain containing 6 (gene FRMD6). Gene Ontology annotation, cellular component: cytoplasmic side of apical plasma membrane; cytoskeleton. The transcript is spliced from 14 exons. NCBI's taxonomy places the organism in Eukaryota, Metazoa, Chordata, Aves, Cuculiformes, Cuculidae. Gene Ontology annotation, biological process: positive regulation of hippo signaling. Bases 1558 to 3549 code for a protein of 663 amino acids. The record is from RefSeq and is a predicted model, not a curated record.
UGGGUGGAGGUAGGAGAAAAAAAGGAGAUGACCAAAGCAAAGGGAAGUGGGGCUGUGGGGACCUUGGAGCUUGUCUGCAGCAGGCUGGGUGCUGCGUGUUAUGAAUUAAAUACAGAGAGAUUGAUGAGUUGUCCGUGGGAGCCCUUUAGGUAAAUAUUAGCCGAGCUAUGGAUCUACGCAGUCCAUUUCUUUAAAAUCAAUUUGCAUUUCGUCGGGGAUUUAAAUGACGCCGCGGCUGCUUCAAACACCAGACGGAUUGCACAAAUCCUGCUCUGCACUGCUGGCACCUUUGGAAUCCUUUGUGCAAAGCACCUGGGACGGUCCAGCCCCAGCACCUCGUGGCCACCACUUAUCACAGGGGAGAUUGCAGGCUGUGACGGCCGCUGUGUCGGUGACCCUGGCAGGAAGAGAUUCCCAGCUCCAGAAGCCGCUGCCUCCAAAGGGGGUUUCCAUCCCUCCCAUGAAGCAAAGCCCCAGCAAGGGCUGUUUGCACCGUCCCAGUAACCUCUUGGAGCGCAAGAGUGAGGUUAGGUGGUUGUCCUGUCUGCCUGGGGUUCCCCAAGGGUGGCAGGAAUAGGGAUGCUCCGGAUGAGCCCAUCAACCCACGCUGGGGUGUGAGGGGGCUCUGCUUUGUGCCCACUGGCACAGCGCAGGCUCCCAACCCCUCUCCCCCUUGGUGUCCCCCUGACAAGCAGCACGUUGACCUUGGUUGGGGCCUCUGGGCAGCCCCGGCAGCACAAACAGCACUUUGCAGCGGCGGUAAAUCAUUGAUAGAUGAGUGAUGGAUACAUGGGGCCACGGCCAAGCUUCUCGCUUCCUCAGGCUCCCCAGGGUGCUUGGUCCAUGGGGCUGGCGUAGCAGGGGGGGACGGGUGUCCUGGGCUGGCUUUUUGCUGCUCCAAUCUGUCUAUUUAUGAAGAAUGAAGCCAGAAUCUUGCAAAGAGGUUCCUGCCUGUGGCCCUGGCUGCCAACCCACCCUAGGGAUACAGAGAGCAUCCCCUACCUUGCAGUGCAGCCUGAAACCUGCACUGCCAACAGGCAGAAAUGGGUUGGUUUAAACCACGCUGUGCAAAGAAAAGCAUCUCCCCAGAGCGCUGGGGCAGCCCCGGGGCUGGAGGUAAUGUUGACUCAUGCGACUGAGCCUUUUGUGCCCUCCUGCAUUGAAGUUAGGGCUGGUUUAAGUAUAUUUAUUGCGAGAGCUUAAUCUAACAGUUGGCUUAGGGCAUGAGGGUGCAGCUGGAGUCAUUCUGUUGGAGCACCUCCAGUUCCCCCAGUGGGAAUGGGAGGUUGGUCCAUGACCUCUCGUGCUCAGUUUGUUCCUGAUAUCGCUACAGUUUGUGCAGCGACAGGGUAAAUCCAACCCUGUUCUCCAGCCCCGCUCUCUGCUGGCUCCUUUUCCCAGCUUUAUCUUGGAGCAAAGCUUUCCCUUUCCGCCUGCUCCCGGAUCAGGUUGUCAGAGGAACGCGCAGCUUUGUAACUCCAGUCCUGGUGGUUCAUUGGCUUCUGCAAGCUCAUAAUCAAAACCUGCUGGCCCAGGACUGCGGUGGAAAGUACACGGAUGCCGGGAUGGCACCCGCGGGGACCGAGGCCACCCCGGCCCGCUGGUGAGGUGCCAGCCGCCCGCCCCGAGCUCCAAGUCCGGACCACGAUGAACAAACUGACCUUCCACAACAAUAGAGUCAUGCAGGACCGCCGCAGCGUUUGCAUCUUCCUCCCCAACGAUGACUCCCUCAACAUCAUCAUCAACGUGAAGAUUUUGUGCCACGAGUUACUGGUACAGGUGUGUGACCUCCUGAGGCUGAAGGACUGUCACCUCUUCGGGCUCAGCGUCAUCCAGAACAAUGAGCAUGUGUACAUGGACCUGGCCCAGAAACUCUACAAGUACUGCCCCAAGGAGUGGAAGAAGGAGGCCAGCAAGGUCAGCGGUGAGGUCUUGCAUGGAGAGAUGACGGCAGUAAGGCCACCUCUAUCCCCAUCGCAGGGGAUCGACCAGUUUGGCCCUCCAAUGAUCAUCCACUUCCGAGUGCAGUACUACGUGGAGAACGGCAGGUUGAUCAGUGACCGAACGGCGCGCUAUUAUUACUACUGGCACCUGCGGAAGCAAGUGCUGCACUCGCAGUGUGUCCUUCGCGAGGAAGCUUAUUUCCUCCUCACGGCCUUCGCCCUCCAAGCUGACCUGGGUGACUUCAAGCGCAACAAGCACUACGGGAAGUAUUUCGAGCCCGAAGCCUAUUUCCCUGCCUGGGUGGUUGCAAAGAGGGGCAAGGACUACAUCCUGAAGCAUGUCCCCAACAUGCACAAGGACCAGUUUGCCCUCACGGCCUCGGAAGCCCACCUCAAGUACAUCAAGGAGGCCGUCCGGCUGGAUGACGUGGCUGUGCACUACUACAGGUUGUACAAGGACAAAAGGGAGGUGGAGGCUUCCCUGACACUGGGGCUGACGACACGGGGCAUCCAGAUCUUCCAGAACUUGGAUGAAGAAAAGCAGCUGCUCUACGACUUCCCUUGGACAAACGUGGGGAAACUGGUGUUCGUGGGCAAGAAGUUUGAGAUCCUGCCCGAUGGGCUGCCCUCGGCCAGGAAGCUCAUCUACUACACGGGCUGUCCGCUGCGCUCCCGCCACCUCCUGCAGCUGCUCAGCAGCAGCCACCGGCUCUACAUGAACCUGCAGCCCAUCCUGCGCCAGGUCCGGAAGCUGGAGGAGAAUGAGGAGAAGAAGCAGUACCGUGAGUCCUACAUCAGCGACACCCUCGACCUGGACAUGGAGCAGCUGGAGAAGCGCUCUCGGGCCAGUGGCAGCAGUGCCGGCAGCAUCCGGCACAAGCGCCUGUCCCGGCACUCCACCGCUAGCCACAGCAGCUCCCACACCUCCGGCAUUGAGGCUGAUCCCAAACCCAGGGAGAUGGGGCCCGAGGAUGGCUUCUCAGGCGCCAGUGCCCACCGCAAACUGAAGACCUGCAGCUCCAUGACCAGCCACGGCAGCUCCCACACCUCCGGCGUGGAGAGCGGUGGGAAGGACCGCCUGGAGGAGGACUCCCAGGAUGAUGAAAUUGAGAUGCUGGUGGAUGACCCCCGGGAGCUGGAGCAGGCUGGUGAGAUGGAGGUGAGCCCCGACAUGUGUGUCUACAUCACGGAGGACAUGCUGCUGUCACGCAAGUUCAACGGGCACUCAGGGCUUAUCGUGAAAGAGAUUAGCUCCUCCACGUCCAGCUCCUCGGAGACGGUGGUGAAGCUGCGGGGACAGAGCACUGACUCCUUACCCCAGACAACGUGCAGGAAACCGAAGACAUCAACGGACCGGCACAGCCUGAGCCUGGAUGACAUUCGGCUCUACCAGAAGGACUUCUUGCAGUUGGCCAACCUCUGCCAGGAUACGGCACAGAGUUACACCUUUGGCUGCCCUCACGGGCUGGAGGAGGAAGGGCUCUACUGCAACGGCUGCUUGGCCCAGCAAUGCAUCAACAUCCAGGACACCUUCCCUGUCAAAAGAACCAGCAAAUACUUCUCUUUGGACCUCACCCACGACGAAGUCCCCGAGUUCGUUGUCUGAGCGCCACGGGGGGCAGGACUGGCUGCCCACCCUUGGUGGGGAAAGCUGGGGCUCCCUGCCCUAUGCUGGGGGCCAUCAAUGCCUCCUUCCCUCACACCACUCCCUGCAAACCGAAGCAGUGUAAACCACUGCACUUGGAGGAUCACCCCAAUGGCAGGUGGGAUGGGGAGUCCUGGUCCCCCAGCAUCCUUUCUCCUCUGGAUGAGUUUGUGCGAAACACAAGUUGUCUUAUUUCGACUGGGAGAAGCACAAAUCGUUUGAUCUAGCAGAAGCCAACCCGUUUUCUCAUUGCCUUUUGGCUAGUUGGCUUCUUCUCCUUCUUGCCCCCAUCCUCCUGGUGGCUCCGAUGGUUGCUUGGUGACAACCGAUGCCAGAGAGAAAGUGCCAGACUCUGUUCAAGUCAAGCCAAAGAGAUGUAAAUACCCUGAAGGCCAGUAUGGGAAGGGAGAAUUAAGCAAUAACCAGCCUGGGAUCUCUGUGCCCCUGGAGAAGGGCACAGACAGCGGUUGCUGGAGCUGAGCAUCAACCCAGUUCUUCCAAAACCACGUGCUGGAGGUCAGGCUGGAGCUGUCCCAGCGUGGGACCCAUUUGCAGCUUGGUUUUUUUAAUUCUUUAUUUUGUUUUUCUUUGAGAAAAAAAAACUCACCCAAGAAAACCCAAAGUAAAGGAGAAUGGAAAAGAAUAGGUCACCUGUAUGGAUAUUGCAAUAAUGCAUCCCAAAUGUUGAAUAUAUAGAGAUUACAUAUAUAAAUAUAUCAAGGUAUGUAUGUUUAUAUAUGUCUGGAUCUUAUAGACCCAGUUGUGUUUUACUUCUGCUCUAAAAUGCCUUUUAUACAAAGGAUCUGCCUCUCUUCUUUAAGGAACCGUAUAAAAAAAAUCCUAUUUUUUCUAAGCACUAAGGUGAGAAACCAGACUUUCCUCUCGAGAAGAAGAUGGAUGCAACCACGUCCUACACGUGGCUCUUCCCGGCGCACUCUCCGUUGUGUUUUACCAAGGCUUCUCAUGCGUCUUCAAGUCUCUUACAGCUUGAAUAGUUCUGCUAAAAGCUGAUGGUGAUGGAAAAACAAGGAUGGCUUCUGAGAGUGUCCCAAGGGAAGCUCACCUGCCGAGGUGUGAUAUCUGCCAUCAGGACAGGAGCGUAAAGCAUUCCAGCAGCGAAUAUUCACAGCACAAAUGCCUUUUUAGUCAAUAUUUUUAAUUAGAGUUCAGCGAUCGACAGCCAAAGGUUUGCCGUAUUUUGAUAUUCCACCUUUUUUUUUUUAAACUGGAACCUUUUCUUAAGAAGAAGAAUUAUUUUAUAACUAAGCACAAUCUUAUUUUUAUAAGAAACGUUUGCAGAGGAAGCCAAGAAAGGGGAGCUGGUACCAAAGGAAAUGGAGCAAAGCUAUUGCCACGAUGUGAAGAAAUGGAUGUUACCGUGGUUGGGGAGCUGGUAGGGGAGAGCAUCAGGCGCUGAUGUGGCUCCACACUGUGGGAUAGUGGCAUUGGCACAACCCGUCCCCACCCCAGAGCUUGAUAUUGCCAGGCAUGAGGAAUAUUAUGGGAAAAUAGUCAUAGAAUUAUGGACUAGUUUGGGUUGGAAGGGAUCUCAAAGUCCAUCCAGUUCCAACCCCGUGCCAUGGGCAGGGACACCUCCCAUGGGACCAGGUUGCCCCAUCCAACCUGGCCUUGAACCCCUCCAGAGAUGGGGCAGCCACCACUGCUCUGGGCAACCUGGGCCAGGGCCUCCCCACCCUCAGCGUGAAGAAUUUCUUCCCAAUGUCUAAUCUAAACCUCUCCCCUCCAAUUUAAAUUCAAUUUGGCAGCCAGAUGCUGGCAGGGUCACCUGGAGGCUGGUGGCCCCCCUAAAGCCUCCCUUUAUCUCCCCCAGCAUCAGCCAGGGCAGCUGUGCAGGCAGGUCGGUGCGCCCUGUUCUGCUUUUGGGGGGACCCCAGCAAGCACCUCAAAGGCUUCACUUGUGGGCACCGUGUCCAAUGUUGGGAUUUUCCAGCAGCAGCACUUGUGGGCACCACGUCCAAAGUUGGGAUUUGCCAGUCCAGACCCUGAUCCACAGCCAGGUUUGCGGUGUAGAGGGAUGACUGGUGCAUGCACCAGCGACAGCGUCUGCCGUGCUGGGACCCACAGGGGCAGGAAAAUCCCUGAAAUUCAUCCGCAGCCCCUUUUUUUGACCCUUGUUCAAUGCUUAGGCAGCAGCACCAGCUGGGGGUUCCUCCUGGCUCCCCCUUUGCCAGCGAGCUCCGGGUGCCCUCCGUGGGACAUCACUACUCUGCAGAAACACCAAAUUGGAGGGAUUUGGGGUAAAUUGUGUAAAGAAACGCUUGAUGCUGUUCAGAAAGCAUGGGGACGGCACAGCUAGACCAGAGCUUCUCCAUUUCUUCUCCCCUCUGCGUUAUCCUGCAGCCAAAUCCAGACCAAAGCAUCCCAGCCAGAGCUGGAGCGAUGCCGGGAGGUGUGGUGGGGCUCAGCCUACGGAAAGCGGAGCUGAGGAGCAAGAGGGGGGACACAGAGGUGCCAUUUAUUUUGCAGGUGGCCAAGGCAGCCAUGCGGGUCCCGCGGGGGACGGGGUGGCCGUGCCCUUCGUGCCGGUGCAAUCGGCUGUCUGUCUGCAGGAACGAAAUCGUCCUUUCUGUGAAAGGAUCUUCCCAUCAGGGCGAUGGGAGAGCCAGUGACUGUAUUGCAGGAGAAAAACCCCAAGGAAAAUUAUUCCAAGCCCCCGCAGCCAAAUGCUUUUGUGCCAAUGAAGUUUGUUGUGUGCCUUUUGGGGUACGGCUGGGAAUGACAAUAAAGUGACAGUUGUUUGCA